AUGUUGCGAAGCAUACGAUUCUUAACGUUACGUAAUAGUUGCGCAUCCUCAAAUUGCGAGCAUUACUGCAAACAACAUAAUAAUGGAUCUGUGCAGUGUAGUUGCAGAAAUGGCUACACUUUACAGUCUGAUGGUUAUUCUUGUGCAGAUAUUAAUGAAUGUCUGCUACUUCUGGAUGACUGCUUGGUAAAUCAACGUUGCGUGAACACACCUGGAUCAUACCGAUGCGUGCGAACACUGCCUUGUGGUACGGGUUACGUGCUUAACAGCGAAACUGGACAAUGCGCAGAUAUCGAUGAAUGCAAAAUAGGUACACAUUUCUGCAGUGCCCAGUAUAUGUGUCGUAAUACUAUUGGAAGUUAUAAAUGUGAAAUGAAGCAAUGCGAAGAACGAGAAAUUAGGAAUCCUCGCACUGGUGAAUGUACAAAGCAGUUCUGUCCUCUUGGUUAUAUCCCUAGCAAUGGCAAGUGUCGAGACAUCGACGAAUGCAAGAAUGGCUCACAUUUGUGUGGUAGAAGGCCUUGUAUCAACUUGCCUGGAAGCUAUAAGUGUAUUUGCUCAGCUGGUUUCGACUUCAAUACCACUACAAAACGUUGUGAAGACAUCAACGAAUGUACGGAAUUCCGUGGAUAUAUUUGCAGAAAAGAAAGUUUCUGUGAAAACACUUACGGAUCCUUUAAAUGUCACCCAAUCAUUACAGAAGAUGUCAUUACAAAAGAUACUUCUUGA
Messenger RNA from Thelazia callipaeda (thelaziosis nematode), 729 nucleotides. Lineage: Eukaryota; Metazoa; Nematoda; Chromadorea; Rhabditida; Thelaziidae. The record is from the annotation of a GenBank genome assembly.